GAGCACAAAGGAUGUUGGAUAGGUAAUCAAAUAUGGAGAUAAAUAUUUUCGUUCCCUUUUGAUAAAGACAGCAAUAUUGGGUAUUGGAGCUGGGUGACAUGACAACUAACAUAUCAUUUACAAAGUCAAGGUCGUUGGGGUCUGUAAUGUGUUGUGCUCAGACAAAGUUGCGUCACAUACAAAAGGGAAAAGGAGGCGAAAAUAACAAUCCUAUUCACCAUAUUACUUUUAAUACAACACCACACAUUCAAUAUUGUGGUGAUUAUAAUUUAGAUACAAACGUAUAUCGUACCUCAGGAUUCGUAUCAAAUAUAAGACCAUUUAUUCGAUACAGCGGUAAACUCGAUGAGAAAGACAACACAGCCUUCAGGUAUUCAUUUCAAGAUCGAUAGUGAUGAUUAUCAACAGAAACAUACUGAGCACUAAUUACCUUUCCACAAAUCAUAAAGAUUUCUUGGCAUACUCCAUACCAUCUGGGAAAGAAACUUUACCUUAUCUUGCAGAACAACUAGUGAACGAAACAAAGGUACCAAAAGCAUUUUCGACAGAAAAUAAUAUUUUAGACCAGAAAGCUAAGGAUAUUUUUACUCCGAUACUUCCGAAGGAGAAAUUUGUACUGUCAAGAAAAGCAGGUUCUUGUAACAUAGAAAAUGAAGACUAUUGUCAUGGUCCCAAUACACAUUCUACGACCCACGUGGUCCAUUAUGGUCAAAUUGAAUCAAGACCGUAUGAUAUGUUCAAAGUUACUGUCGGUCGUAAGGAAGAAUCUGGAUCUACUCGUAGUAUAAGCAAUUUUGACGCAAUCAGCAACUGCUUUAGAUACUCGUUUAAAACUGUUCAAACAGGCUGUAAAACUGAUAAAUUAACAAGCCAAACUACUUAUAUGAGUGAUUUUAGACCUUUUUGUCAUAAAAAUGGUUCUGAGUCUUUCUCAAACUGGUUAGGCAACAUAUCUUACCAAAAGCCAACUGGUUAUGUUAUUCAAAAUAAACUUUGGCCUGAAUAUAAAAGUCAUCAUUCAUAUUACAUAUUUAAACACUCUGAUGGCUUUCCUGAAGUAUAUUUGGAAAAGUUAAUGAGGACGGAUUCAGACGAAUGUAAAAGUGCUAUUCAUGGAUUCAUAGAAUCAAGUAUAACAAAGAGCUCACAGAACGAUUUACAAAAUCAACCUAAAUCACCAGCUGAACUGUUAGGUAGAGUGACCGUCGGUCGACUAGAAACGAGUGGUUCCGCUUUGAAUAUUUCUGGAUAUGUUAAAAGUCAAGAUACGCCACCAGAUCGUCGUGUAUCACACAGUAUGAAUCAAUUUUGCAACCCACCACCUGGUCAAGAAGAUGGAGAUCGAGGUUACAUUCUCUUUAAUAUACAACCUCCCAAAGAAACAGCGACUUCAAGAUCAGUUAGACUACAUUAUCUCGAACCACAAACACCAUCAACUGACAAAUUGGGUACCUAUGAUCCCUACCAAUCAAAGUAAGUAUUUAUUCAAAAAAUUCCUUACAAAGUACUGAACUUCAUGAAUUACAUUUGUAAACAUUAUUCACUUGAAAUAAUCCAAACUAUGUAUUGUCAUAAACCAUACUCUCUAAAAUACUUUAUCUUUUUAAAUAGUCACACAGCUCAUUCUGAUCCCUUCACUCAAAUCCUUUCAAAAGUUUAGAAGUGAAUUUUCUCAACGUUAUGUUCCUUAUGUCACACAAGUAUCGCAAAUUGACUGAAUUAUAGUUGAAAUAGUACAAAUGAGAAAUCAUAUGCAUUUAUCUUUCUUAUCACUAUCAAGAGCUUUGCUCAAAAGCCUGGAAUUCAUUGGAUGAUAUGCAAACGUACGAAAAAACUACAGAGCAUAUUUCUAAAUGUCUGUUUAUUGACAGGUAUUAAGGUAAUUAAUAAUCAAUUCACGUUCUUUUAAAAAAAGUAACAAUCAAUUUAAUUCAAAAGGUACAACCUAGACCUAGUGAAAUGUGUUUAAAAUAUAUUUCAAUUUGACUGGAUAAACUUGGAGCUACUGCAGAAGCAUGACUUCAAUGAAACAUGCGAUUUCUAGGAUCGUAUGAAAAACAGACACCUACCAGUUGAACAAUAGAAAUAUUAGUUAGUAAUUAGACUAUUUUAGAUAACGUUUGUUGGGAGACUGAAUCUCAUAGGCAGAGCUGAUAAUUAAAGCUGAGGAAUAUCGUCAGUUACUACUGAGGAUAAAUUAGUACUCACUAGGUAAUCUAGUCGACUGAGCUGGAGGAUUAAACUCUUGACUAGGUCACAACUUUGCUUUUUCUCUGAUUGCAUAUGGAUGUUAAGCAUCUUAUGUUCUAUGUUGAUGUUAAUCCGUUCUAUCAUAUUUUCUUGUUUUCAGAAGCAUUUCAGCAAGAGAUACACUUCUCAAUCGGACGACGAAGAAUAUUAUUUGACUUUCUAUUUACCAUUACUGUUUAGCCAAAAUAUUAGUUGAAUUAAAAAAAAAAUAAGUUGGUUCACUGUUCUAAAAUGUUUUCUGGUAAAUUCAUGUCACUGACGGUAAAUAAGUAGUAUACUGACAAUUAAUAACCUCAACUUUCAAAAUGCUUGGUAAU
Schistosoma rodhaini is the source of this 2567-nucleotide messenger RNA. NCBI's taxonomy places the organism in Eukaryota, Metazoa, Platyhelminthes, Trematoda, Strigeidida, Schistosomatidae. The record is from the annotation of a GenBank genome assembly.